AUGGAGAAAAAGGGAAUAAUUUUAUGCUCUGUGGUGGUCCUUUUGGGGAUAAUAUCAACAGGCGCUGGCUUUGCUGCUGAAGUUACAAGGGUUAAGGCUUCACAAGUUAAAGUAGACGUUUUGGGAGAAUGUUCAUAUCCCAAGAGCCCUGUGCUUGGUCUUAGCUUAAUCUCAGCUGGAACGCUUUUGAUCGGAAAAAUCAUAAUUAAUAUCGCCGCUGGCUGUUUUUGUUGCCGGAGAACCGAUCCAUCUCACAGCUCUAACCACACAAAAGCUCUUACCUUCUAUAUUAUUUCUUGGAUCACAUUUAUUAUAGCUAUCGGUCUAUUGCUAAAAGAUAUUGCACUGAAUAACCAAGAUGAUGAAGUAACUACGAGUGACGGCCGCUACUAUUGCUAUGUUAUCAAACCGGGAGUGUUUGCGGCCGGAGCCGUCUACGCCGCUUUAAGUUCGAGCUUCGGAGUCUUAUAUUAUCUAACCCUAAACUCGAAACAAGAUGAUGCUAGCAAUGCACCGAAUCUAAAUCAAGUUUGCAUAGUCAUGGCACAAUCUCAGUUCGCAUUCGAGAAUCCUAGCUUUGUGCAUGGAUAUGCUAAUAACAAGCAGCAAUUCAGUUGA
Molecule: messenger RNA, 618 nt
Organism: Gossypium raimondii (Peruvian cotton)
Lineage: Eukaryota; Viridiplantae; Streptophyta; Magnoliopsida; Malvales; Malvaceae
Product: protein MODIFYING WALL LIGNIN-2
Exons: 3
Coding region: 1-618 (205 amino acids)
Source: RefSeq, a predicted model, not a curated record